This is a messenger RNA of Globicephala melas (long-finned pilot whale), 1674 nucleotides long. Lineage: Eukaryota; Metazoa; Chordata; Mammalia; Artiodactyla; Delphinidae. The record is from RefSeq and is a predicted model, not a curated record.
AUGGGGAAGCCCAGUUCAAUGGAUGCAAAAUAUAAGGAUGACUUAUUUUGGAAGUACAUGCAGUUUCAUGAAGGUAAAGUGGACACCACCCCCAGCAAGCAGCAGCCUGGCAGUGAUGAGUCCCUGCGGGUGGCAGCCUCGACCCUGCUCAGCCUGCACAAGGUGGAUCCCUUUUAUCGAUUCCGGCUGAUCCAGUUCUAUGAGGUGGUGGAGAGCUCUCUGCGCUCACUGAGCUCCUCCAGUCUGCGGGCUCUGCACUGUGCCUUCAGUGUGCUCGAAACAGUGGGUGUCAACCUUUUCCUCUACCCGUGGAAGAAGGAAUUCAGAAGCAUCAAGACCUACACGGGCCCCUUUGUUUAUUACGUCAAGUCCACAUUACUGGAAGAGGACAUCCGAGCCAUCCUGAAUUACAUGGGCUACGUGCUCAAGUUGGGGACUGCGUACAAGCUCAAGGAGCUGGUAGAGACCCUCCAAGUGAAGAGGGUCACCUUUGAACUCUUUCUGGCCAAGGUGGAGUGUGAACAGAUGCUGGAAAUCCACUCCCAAGUCAAGGACAAAGGCUACUCUGAGCUGGACGUGGUGAGCGAGCGCAAGAGCAGCGCGGAGGACGUGCGAGGCUGCUCAGAUGCCCGGCGGCGGGCCGAGGGCCGGGAGCACCUGACAACCUCCAUGGCCCGCUUAGUGCUCCAGAAGUUGGCCAGCGAACGGGCAGCCAAGGACUACUACAAGCCCCAGGUGACUAAGCCCUCAAGGUCGUUGGACACCUAUGACAAUUACUGGGAGAGCUGGAAGCCGCCCCUGAAGACCUCGUUGAGCUUGCGGAAGGAGCCUGUGGCAGCAGACUUGGGGGACGACCUCAAGGACAAGAUCAUCCGCCCGUUCCUCUCACUCCUGACCAUGUCCAGCUCCCCCCACGAGCCGGAUGACCUGCCAUCCCCCUCCCCCAACAAUGGCCUUGGCUUGCUAUGUGGCACGUACUUCUCUGCUCAGGAGGAUGUGGAUCUGUACACAGACUCGGAGCCCAGGGCCACGUACCGGAGGCAGGAUGCCCUGCGGCCAGAUGUCUGGCUGGUCAGAAACGACACCCACCCCAUCUACCACAAGCGCUUGCCCCCCGCCAAAGAGUCCGCCCUCUCCAAGUGCCAAAACUGCGGUAUGUCCUGCAGCUCCUCCCUCUGCCAGCGCUGCGACAGCCUGCUCACCUGCUCCCCGGCCUCCAAGCCCGGCGGCUUCCCCAGCAAGGCCUCCGCCCACGACAGCCUGGCCUAUGGGUCAUGUCUGCGGGAGAAGUAUGCAGGCCAGACGCAGGGCCUCGACCAGCCACUGCACCUCCACUCGAAAUCCAAGCCCUCCCCUGCAGCUGCCUCCCGCUGUGGCUUCUGUGACCGCCCGGGGGCCGCCAACAUCUGCACGCAGUGUUCAAAAGCCUUCUGCGACGCCUGCCUCAGCACCUACCAUUAUGACCCCUGCUGCAAAAAGAGCGAGCUGCACAAGUUCAUGCCCAACAACCAGCUGAACUACAAGUCUGCCCAGUUCUCCCAUCUCGUGUACAGAUAGACUCGACCUUGCACCUCCCUGCUACAAGGGCUACACCACUGACCUUUCUGGUUUCAUGGGGAAGAAACGUUAACACGUUGAUCUCAGAAGCACAGGCCUGCACUUGACCACGUGGUU